GUGUCGAAGGCGGCGGCGGAGCUGCUGUCGUACUGCGAGGCCCACGCCUGCCAGGACCCCCUCAUCACCCCCGUCCCCACCUCCGAGAACCCCUUCCGAGAGAAGAAGUUCUUCUGCGCCCUCCUCUGACCCCCAACUUAGGGGGCAGACCCACACUUAUGGGGCUGAGCCACAAUUUGGGGGUUGGGGAUACACUUAGGGGGUUGUAUGACACUUUUUGGGGGCUGGAAAGGAGCUGGGGGCAGCCACAAGUCUUGGGGAGAAGCAUAAAGCUCACAACUUAUGGGGCAGACCCCCAACUUAUGGGGCAGACCCACACUUAUGGGGCUGAGCCACAACUUGGGGGGUGGGGACACGUUUAGGGGGCUGUGUGACACUUUUUGGGGGCUGGAAAGGAGCUGGGGGCAGCCACAAAUAUUGGGGGGAAACAUAAAGCUCGGGGGCUGAGCCACAACUUAUGGGGGAACCCCCAACUUAUGGGGCAGACCCACACUUAUGGGGCUGAGCCACAACUUGGGGGGUGGGGACACAUUUAGGGGGCUGUGUGACACUUUUUGGGGGCUGGAAAGGAGCUGGGGGCAG
Calidris pugnax (ruff) is the source of this 582-nucleotide messenger RNA. RefSeq names its product guanine nucleotide-binding protein G(I)/G(S)/G(O) subunit gamma-3. The transcript has a single exon. Lineage: Eukaryota; Metazoa; Chordata; Aves; Charadriiformes; Scolopacidae. The annotation marks the transcript as partial. The record is from RefSeq and is a predicted model, not a curated record. Gene Ontology annotation, biological process: G protein-coupled receptor signaling pathway. Gene Ontology annotation, cellular component: heterotrimeric G-protein complex. Gene Ontology annotation, molecular function: G-protein beta-subunit binding.